Molecule: messenger RNA, 1488 nt
Organism: Anastrepha ludens (Mexican fruit fly)
Lineage: Eukaryota; Metazoa; Arthropoda; Insecta; Diptera; Tephritidae
Exons: 3
Coding region: 232-1200 (322 amino acids)
Source: RefSeq, a predicted model, not a curated record
AUCAGAUGUAAAAAUGCAGUAAAGCUUGCAAGUUUUGGCGUACGAAAACGCCAGCCCAAUAUGUGUCACAAGUUUUUACAGGAUAGUAAAGGCAAUAACCGAUUGCACCUGCAGACACAGGAUAACGAACACUAGGCAUGUAAUAGCAUUGUUAUAGAUAGCGCGUUGUAUUUAUUUAUUAUUGAAACUGAAUUUAAACAAGUAAACCGCAUUAGAAGUAAUUUUUUUAACAUGGAGGAAAUAGAAGACGAUAACGAUAUACCUUCCUCCAGCCAUGGAAAAUACAUUUCGGCAGCCGAAAUAAAGAGCAUGUGGAAUCUAAUAAAAAUUUCAGCGAAUCUAGGUACGCCUGAACAAUGUGUAAAGUUCGCAGAGGGCAGCGGUCUCAUAUUGCGGUCAAAACUGUGCGGUACACACAAAAUACCAAUGAGUCAUAGAAUCCGUGGAAAUAGUAUACUUGGUACAUUCAGAUGCCGCAAAGGCUCUUGCCGAAAUAAAAGUGGAUUUUCAAGAGCUAAGGGAACCUGGUUUGAAAAUUCCAGACUAUCCCUACCGCUCAUAUUUUACCUUAUGUAUUGUUAUGCUCAUAACUGGCCUCAUGCUUCAGUGCGUUUGGAGAAUUUCGUUGGCGACUCGGUCUUGUCAAGUGAAACAAUUACGGACUGGUACAACUUCUGCCGUGAAGCGGUCGUUUGCUACCAGACUGACAAGCAGGAGGCUAUAGGAAAAAUUGGUGGUCCUGGCAAGAAAGUGCAAAUCGAUGAGAUUAAAUUUGCUAAGCGCGACCAAAAUAAAGGCGGUAAAGUGGAGGGUCACUGGCUACUGGGUAUAAUAGAGGACGGCAGUGAAGAUCUCAGGUUAGAAUCGUGCUAUGACGAAUUUCGUUCUGUGCAGGUGAUUUUACCCUUAAUUAAAAAACAUGUGGAGGAAGGCACAACUAUACGUACAGAUUUUUGGGAGAGUUGCGAUUCGUUGGUGAAUAGUGGGUAUCAGUACCAAAAAGUUGAUUCGGACAAACAUCAAAGGAUUGACUCUCAGUGGAGGGUUGUAAAACGCUUUUAUUAUAGAAAUAAUAUUAAAAAUUCAAGCAAUUUUGCAGAUAUGAUUGUAGAGUUUUUGUGGCGCAAAUCCAUUUCUCGAAAACACGGAGAUCCAUUUGUGAAACUAAUAGAAGCUAUUAAAUAUUCAUUCAAACCGUAAUGAAAGGCGAUUUACUAGGAUUACUUUUUUUUUUUUUUUUUGGAUGGCAGAACAAAAUUAAACUAAGCCGUAAGAUAAACGAGUUUAGAAAAUAAUUUCACGUAAUUGCACUUAUUGAAAAUGUUAUAUUAUUAUUUUAAUAUUAUUAAACAGUCGCCAAAAAUUGUUGCUGGAUUGGAAGGCUGUGACGGGUUAAAUCCUAUCUUAACACUGGCACAAAUAUGGAGAAGAUUUAUUUUACAUUAAGCAUUUUUUUUAUUUCAUAUUUUUUAAAUUUUAUUAUUUUUA